This is a messenger RNA of Paramecium pentaurelia, 867 nucleotides long. The record is from the annotation of a GenBank genome assembly. Lineage: Eukaryota; Ciliophora; Oligohymenophorea; Peniculida; Parameciidae.
AUGAAAAAAGGAAAAAAAUAAAAAGAUUCUAUAUAAAAAUAAGAAGAAUAAAUAGAAAAUUGUUGGAAGGCAUAAAAAUUAGAUCUUAAGUUUUUUGAAGAGUUGAAUCUCAUGAAUUAAUAUUAUCCACAAAAUAAACAAAUAUUUGUGAAUGAAUUAAUCAAUAUUUAAAAAAGAACCUCAAAAAUCAGAUAUGUAAAAAAAAGAAAUAAUAAUGCUUCAUUAAUUGAUUGUAGAACAAAAUAAGAAUUAAAAUAAAUGAAAGAAUCUAUUAAUAAUUAACAAAUGGAAAUAGAAAAAAUCUCAAAAAUUAAUUAGCCAAUUGCUAUUGAUAUUAGUAAUAACAAUGACGCUAUUGUAAUUAGUUCUGAUGAAUCUAUAAUAUGCCUAAAUGACAUUGAAGAUUAUAUUUUAGAUGAUUAUUUAUCAUAUCAUGAUGAUUAAUAAUCUAAGACCUAAGCAUAACCAUAAAUAUAUUCAAGAGCCAGAUAACCACCCUAAAUACAUAGUGAUUUGUAAUAUGAACCUGAAAAAUCUAGUUUUUCUUCAAUAAACUUUAGUUAACCAUUAUCAGCAAGUUUAGUUUUUAAAUUCAUGAAUGAUGAUGUGGAUUUCUAAAGAAAUUUUGAUGAAUGGAGUUUAAGUAGUUUAGAAUCUAAGACUCCUCCAAUUAAAAAUAAUCAACAUUACAAUACAUUAUUAUAAUUGUAAAAGUACUUUCCAACAAUUAGUGAUAAUUAAUAUGAGUCUUUAUUAUUAGCAUAUAAUAAUGAUUAUAAACUUGUAUUGUAGAUCUUAUAAUAUGAUUAAAAGUAAAUACAAAGAUUAUUAGAUAAAAAUAAAAAUAGAAAAAAAAUGAGAAUAUGA